Molecule: messenger RNA, 435 nt
Organism: Periconia digitata
Lineage: Eukaryota; Fungi; Ascomycota; Dothideomycetes; Pleosporales; Periconiaceae
Source: the annotation of a GenBank genome assembly
GCUAUCGUACUCGAGAAUCGGCCAUAUCAUUUGUUGGUACGGUACGGUAUUGUAACUGGAGAGCCGGCGCCAAGCCAUCGGGGGCGCGUAUCACCAACGCGCGUAUAUACGUACAUAUUCGACCCAAGGCAUCUCUUCACAGACUACCUUGCGCACUGUCAAAACAUGACUGGAACAGACCUCUACGAUGAAAAAACGGGCCAGGUUUACACUCAGGUCAGCACCCCGGUUCAGUCCAUGGUGCCAGCCUGGGUAAGCGCCUGUAAUGGACGGAAACAUCUCGAAAAUGGCCAUCUACGCAAAGAACAAGGCGCAUCUUCUCUUCUCGACAUGUCUUAUCGGCGAUGUGCUCUGAAUGGCUUCGAAGCAGAUACCAUCGAGUUUCUGGGCCUGUUUCUCGCUGAGAAGCUCUACACUUUCUUGAGGAAUAGGUAA